Messenger RNA from Penicillium malachiteum, 516 nucleotides. RefSeq names its product anthrone oxygenase family protein. The record is from RefSeq and is a predicted model, not a curated record. The transcript has 2 exons. Lineage: Eukaryota; Fungi; Ascomycota; Eurotiomycetes; Eurotiales; Aspergillaceae. Bases 1 to 516 code for a protein of 171 amino acids.
AUGGAUCCUAAUGUUGGUUUCUACUGGGCGCAGGCGAUCGGUAUAUCAGGUGCAGCAUGGCUAUCUGGAAAUAUCGCGAGUUUGAGCACGAUCACAACACCAACACUUCUUCAAUACGACAAAGAAACAAACCAAUCUCCAAGGCUACUUGCGCAACAAUGGAAAUCCCUCUUUGAAACCGGCAAAGCCCAAAACCCUCCCAUUGCAGCCACCGUGGCUGCCUCGUUUCUCUACCUUGCCUGGUCCGUUGGACAGGGAGCUGCUCUGUAUAAGAAUGUAGUAUAUAAUCGCGUUGCACUCUACCUCGCCGCAGCUGCUCUCACAGUCGGCAUUGUUCCAUUUACAAUCAUCACCAUGUCUGGAACGAAUAAGCUUCUCUUACAAAAAGCGCAAUCAACAUCGGAGUCCGAUCGAGAAGUCCCUGGUUUGGUUAAGCAAUGGACUGGACUCAACUUUGCAAGAAGCUUGUUACCCCUGGCUGGGGCUGCAUGUGGGAUUAUCGCUGCCAUCUCUUGA